This is a messenger RNA of Anopheles stephensi (Asian malaria mosquito), 1593 nucleotides long. It is a transcript of the gene Capa, whose product is annotated as cardio acceleratory peptide 2b. The transcript is spliced from 3 exons. Gene Ontology annotation, molecular function: neuropeptide hormone activity. The record is from RefSeq and is a predicted model, not a curated record. The coding region runs from base 254 to 781 and encodes 175 amino acids. Lineage: Eukaryota; Metazoa; Arthropoda; Insecta; Diptera; Culicidae. Gene Ontology annotation, biological process: neuropeptide signaling pathway.
GACACAACACAACUCGCAUCCGUCAGUGGCAGACCGACCGAUAAGGAGCAUAAGUCGGGACGAUCUUUCUCAUCCAGCCAUCCCGUCUCACCAUACCAACAUUCAAACCCGUCGAUCAUCGCUGCUGUCCCCAACCGGAACUGGUGUCCCGAUUUAACGGUCUUACCCCACAUCCCAGUGUGUGUGCGUUUGUUCCUACCUUUGUGCGUGUGUGACUGUGUGCCGGGAGUGUAGCGCGAGAUCUUAUCCGACCAUGUUGGCCAGUUCGCAAGUGAAACCGCCGGUGUAUGUGGCGUUCGUGGGUUUGGUGCUGCUGGCCGCCACCUUACAGCUGUGCCAGGCCGAAGGUCCAGAGUAUGAGACGGGAGGCCGUAUUAGCAAGCGUGGCCCCACCGUUGGUCUGUUUGCGUUUCCACGCGUCGGACGCAGCGAUCCGGAAAUGACGCUCGACUGGGAAUCGUCCGCCAUGCUACCAUUGGAGACUGGCGAAGAUUACGAGGACUACCCGGUAAAGGAGAUGAAGCGCCAGGGUUUGGUGCCGUUUCCGCGCGUUGGCCGGUCGGGCAAAUCGGAGUUGGCGAUGGCGGCCGCCCGUUACUGGCAGGCAGCCCACAACCUUCAGCAGCAAAACAUCGUGAAGCGUGCCGGUGGUUCGGGAGCUAACAGUGGCAUGUGGUUCGGACCACGGCUGGGCAAACGGGGACGCUUCGGUGCCGUCCCGGUAUCAAGCGGUAGCAGCGAGCAGCAGCAGCAGCAGAUGAUGAAAGGCGAACAGUUGUAAGCUGGAUACGUCAAACCGGCCACGUUUUUAAAAAAAUGACUCUUCCCGCACAUUGUUCGGAUCCCGAUGCCAAACCCUCCAUGCUCCGUGUUUUUUCUGUGUCGACAACAUACCAACAACAAAAAUGGCGAUCUACUUACUACUGUCGUAUGCUGAUGCUGUUUACUGCUGAAAUCGAGAACGAGAAUGUCCAAUGUCCUGCCGUUGCAGGCUAGUACGAGGCGCACAGUUCAGGAAGAAGAGAUUUACUAGAUGUUGUUACUUAUCUGUCACACUUUGCCACAGUUUUCCCCACUCAGAAGCAGGUGUACCGUGCAUGCUCAUCUGGACACGUACUGGUCCUGUGCAAAACACAACGAGACGGUUUGUGCGUAACAUAACGUCGAAGGCUGGCAGGCAACUGAAGGAACUUCGGUCCGGUCUGUCGUUCGAUUCCAUCAGUUGUCUGACGUUUUUUUACGCACAACCUAUCGCCACCGUCACCAGGAAACUAGCUUUCCUAACUUACUUUUUUGUUUUAGUUUUCACGCUACCUAGUUGUUGUAGAAUACAGAUUUUAAACGGCCAGCUUGAACUGUUACAUCCGCACCUCGUAUUUCAGCAUUCCGGUGUCAAAAAAGAAUCCAAAAAAACAGAUGAUACUAUUAUUAUUAUUAUUAUUAUUAUUGCUAUUAUUAGCUGAGAGCAAACUCUGCCACACGUGGGAGAAAAUGGUGGACAAGAAAAUCAAUAAAAAAUAGAUGAAAUGUUGUUCAAUUACGAAACACAACUUUGUUGUAAAUAAAAUUUCCCAAAAGUACAUACAUACAAAA